AAGCUCGUAACGCGUACAGUUAAGAAAAUAAAAUUUUCAUAUCAUUUAAUCACGUUAAAUUUAACGGUGUAAAUUUAAUAACAAACAUAAAUAAAACCAAAAAUAAAAAUAUAUAUGUAUACUUACAAACAAAUUUACAUAUGUGCACGAUUACAAAAGCCUGCAAAAAAUUCAAAACCGAAAUAAAAUUUUUAUAGUGCUCAUAAGUUUUGCAUUUUAUUGUAUACAGGGGAAAAAUUAUUUUGAAAAUUAGAGAAACCAUUCAAGUGAAGUUUUUGCAUUGUUAUUUAAUGAAAAAUAAAUUUUGUCAGUUAAUUUUUUUUCAAUUUUUAUUGUGUUUCAUUUUAGUAAUAUUAUUCCUCAAUGAUUAAGAGUACAUGCAAAAUUAAUUUUUUGCGAUAAUUAAUCAAAUUUACAUUUUAUUCAGUUUAUGAAUAACAAUUAUCUUGAAAUUUUAAAAAUUUUAUCAAAAUAGAUAUUAAGUCAAAAUGACGGAUGUUAAUACAUUGAUGUCGUCACCAUUUGUUAGAGUUAAGCUCGUUGCAUUUAUACAUUUCAUAUUUAUUGGCAAUGCAAUGCUAGGUACAUGGAUACCAGGGGCGUAUAUAUUUUACAACAUAUUAUUUAUUAUGUCAAUGAUGUGGUCCUUGCAUUGUAAAGAUUCAUCUGAAGCAAUCCAUACCGCACUUAUUAUAAAUGUAACAAGCAUAUUCUUUGAUUUAAUUUGUAUCAUUGCAUUCUUCAGUCAUAUGAAUGGCUGGGUAAUAGCAUUUUCAAUAAUUAACUUGAUAAUACGUCCGUUUACAUCGAUUUUACUGCACCGUGAAUUAAAUGAACGGGGUGGCGUAAUUUCAGCACCUGUAACUAUAUUUCCAGCUAAGCAACAGAGAUCUUAUGAAGAUAUUGAUAGACCUCAUCAACCAGUGCCGACUAAUAAUUCACAACCGCCACCGAAUGUUUCAAGUAUUUUUUAAACAAAAUCAAAAAAAUAUUAACUAUUUAUUAGAUUUUAAAAAUUAAUGUUAUAAAAAAAAUAUUUAUUUAAUAUCUUGUUAUGUCAUUAAUUUUUAGUAACUAUUAACGAACGACAAAAAAACUGAUUUGAUCAUAAAAAAAGAAAAAGUCUUACAUAUUUUUUUUCUUAAAAACCAUCUUAAUUAAUCAAAAAUAUUUUUAUUUUAUUUUUUUUUUGAAUACAGGACCACAAAAUCCAAACCCUUCAGUGUAAUUGCAGAGCCUAUAUAGAUUUGUUUGCGCUUUAAAAUAAUGUAGAUACAUUUAAUUAGAUCCUCUUUUUUAAAAAAAUGGUCGACUUUUGUGCUAAGAAGAUGAAAUUUAAAUAAAAUAAAGUUUAAGAGAUGGUUUUAUAUUUAAGGCUAACUUAAACGAUUACUUCUAAUUUUUAAAAAUGAAAUUUGGUAAAUUUUUAAACUAUAAAAUAAAAAACAAGUUAAUAAUACUAAAAUAUUAUAAUUGUGUGUAUAAAAUAAUAAUAAUAAACUGUUUUAAAUUUUUAUUUAAGUUUAAGAAUAUUAAAUAGAAAAAAAUUACUGUUAUUUAUAUUUUAAAUUUUUUAAUUUAUAUUUGUUUUUUUGUAAAAUUUUAAUAGAAAAUCGUUAUUUUAAUUGUAUAUGAAAAAUAUAUGAAUUGUAAACAAUAUUUUAAAAAUAUUUUAUACAUUUAUAAAGCAAACUAAUAAAAAACAAUUUAAACAAUAUUGAAAUAUCAAACAAUAUUAAAUUUGUAUAAUUUGUAAUAUUAAUAAGAAAGCAUCAUAGAAAUAAGAUAAAGCAAUUUUUUAGUAAAAAAAUUAAAUUUAAUCGGAAAUUUGAGGCAUAAUAACACAGCCUAUACCUUAUUAAAUAUUAAUAAGGUAUAGGCUAAGGUAUAGGGUCGCAUUUUGAAGUUGAAUAGGCCGCAUGCUUCCCAUGGUCCGCACUUUGCCGACGACUGGUGUACAUGAUUGAAAAAUAUUACCAAAAAUAAAAUAUUUUAAUUAAUGGUACUGAAAAUAUCUGUAAUAACAAUUCCAUAUAAUAAUAAACUAAAAUUUCAGUAUACAUAUUAGUUAAUUAUUAAAAUUACUCGAACAGUAAAAGUUUUUGCAGAAAAAAAAAUAAAGCAGAAAUAAAGUAAACUAAGUUAAAAAAUUCAAGUAAAAAUUUAAAAUAGAGUUUAAAAAUAUUUUCUUUUAAUUGUAAAAAUUAUUUAAUUGCAUUGAACUCUAAUUAUUUAUAUUGGAAAUAUUUAAAAAGAAAGUAGUCUUGUAAUGACGACAAAUUUAAUUCAAUCUUUCUUAAAACAAGUAAUCAGAAGAAAUAGAAAAUUUAAAACACCAUUGUACAUUAAGUUGAGCAUAUAAAAUUUUGCUCUAUUAUUGAACUAGCUAAGUUUAAAACCCACAUAUUUACAUUUUUGGAUGGUAACAAAAGAAAAUUUUAGUUUAUUGUAAAAUUGUUGUUAAAUCAUUAUAAAAAAAAUAUUUCCAUUCUGUUAUUUAUUUUUAUUUUAGCAAAAUAAAACAAUCUAAAAAUUUUUAAAUCUACUAUUUAUGUACACCUUUUCCAAAAUUUACUCUGGAAUAAUUCACCCAUUAUUAACAUUUAAAAUUAUAACUAAAAGUAAAAAAUUUGAACCAAAUAGUAUGUAAAAUUUUUUAUAAGUCUAAUAUCAGAUUCAUUUUUUAGGUGUACCAAAAUAAUCACAUGAAAUUUAUCACCUGCAGAGUAACUCAUUAAAGCGAGUACACAAAAUCAAAUAAAAAAAACUACCUUUUUAAAAAUUAAUAUGACAUUUUUAAAGAAAAAAUUAUGUUAUUAAUAAAAAAAACUAUACGUACUCGUAUAUAAAAAAACAUUUCAACUUAAUUUUUUUACAAUAAAUAAAUUAAUAAAUUAAAUUUAUGAUCAAUUUAAAUUUAACAAGUUCUAUUAUUAAAUUUUAUAUCAUGUUAUAUUGUAAUCACAAUCAGUGGAAAACGCUUUUAUUAAAUUAACUAUAUAAAAUGUUAAUUUUGCAAGAUAAAUUUUUGUUUUUCUUAUUUUUGAAUACAUAUGCCAAAUCAAUUGAAAUUUUACAUAAUUAAAUGAUUGUAUAAAUAUUAAAUUUGAAUUAAAUUGAAAUUUUAACGUAUAAAAAAUUUUAUAAAAAAAUAAUUACAUAAAAUGUAAAAUUUUUGAAAAACAAUAAUGGCAUUUCCUAGUUUAGUUAAUAAAUUAAUUCAAAAAUAAAUUUUUUAAAAUUAGAAAUUAAUUUAAGAUUUUAUCAAAAAACUUGGUGAUGAAGACCAUUUUUUAGUCUUUAGCCAUUUUAGUGCAAUAUUGUGUUAAUUAUUACAAUUUAAAUUAUUUAAAAAUUAUUAAAAAUUAUUUGGUAUUGUACCAAAAACAAAAAAAAGAAGGUUUUUAUAUGCAAAGGCUAGGGGAUUUUAGUUACAAAAAUGUUACACUAAUUUAUUAUACUUGGUUAUUGAUAAUGAAAAUGGGAGUUUACCAAACUAAAAUAUUAAAAUCAAUUUACUGAAAGAUUUCUAAUUAAUUUUCUUAUAUUACUUUUUAGAGAAUUUUAAAUAAUCCAGCAAUGAUAAAUUGUUAAUGUUUUGUAAAAUAAAAAUAAAGAAUUUAAAUUUAUAUUCAAGAAACUAAUUAAAUAAAGUAUACUUCAUAAUUUUACUUUGGGAUUAUUUAAAUGCUAUCAAUUGAAUAAAAUCGAAUAUUUUUUAAAUAAAUGCAAUAUAUUUUUAAAUCUUAUAAAGAAUAAACUUUUCUAUUUUCAACACAUUGUUUUUUUUUUUGUAAUUGUAUAGUGAUUAAAAAAUUUUACUUUACUUUAAGUUACGUGACAAAGCGUAAAAGAUUUUAUAUUAAUCAGAAAGAAUGUAAAUUCUGGAGAUUAACAACUAACAGUUAACAAAAAAGUCGUAAUUUAAUUAAAAUAUUAUAAAAUAUAUUUAUAACUUAAAAUAAAUGAAAUUUUAAUGAUGUAUUUGUGUAUGUCUGGCUGUUUGAUUUGAUUUUUAAAAUUUUCUCUAUUAAG
Condylostylus longicornis is the source of this 4035-nucleotide messenger RNA. RefSeq lists its product as uncharacterized. NCBI's taxonomy places the organism in Eukaryota, Metazoa, Arthropoda, Insecta, Diptera, Dolichopodidae. Gene Ontology annotation, cellular component: plasma membrane. The coding region runs from base 489 to 974 and encodes 161 amino acids. The record is from RefSeq and is a predicted model, not a curated record. The transcript has 5 exons. Gene Ontology annotation, biological process: angiotensin-activated signaling pathway.